AUGGCGAGCAACAAGACAGAGCUUGAAGGGAAGGUGGUGUUGGUGCUGGGCGGGGCCGGCGUGGUGGGCAGCGGCGCGGUGUACCAGCUGCUUCGCGGGGGUGCCACGGUGGUGGUGCCCUCCCGCUCCCAGGCCCGACUCGACACCCUGCAGGCCUGGCUCACCCACCACUUGCCCGGCGGGAAGCAGCAGCGGGGCAAGCUGGUGUGCAUUCACGACGAUGCGGGCACCAAGGAGGGCCUCGUGCGCGUACUGGAGCGGGUCAAGGGCAUCGACGAAGCUGACGGGGUGGACCACGUCUUGGCCUCGCUGGGGUCGUGGUCCAACGCAGGACCCCUGGUGGAGCGUUCCGUGGAGGAGUUCCGAAGGGAGAUGCGCGACUCAGUGGAGACCCACUUCGUCGCACUCUCCACCCUCCUCCCCAUCCUCGGCGACAAAGCCGGCUCCUCCUACACCAUCAUCACCGAUGUGCUGGGAGAGGCCUUGAUGGUGCCGGGAACGGGACUGGUGACGGUGGGCUCCUCUGCAGUGUUCGGGCUGAGCACCGUGGCGCGGGCCGAGCACCAGGACCGCGCGGUGCGUGUCAACGAGCUGCGGAUCGGGGUCUACGUCAAGAAGCAGGAGGACCUGGGGUCGGCUCCCACGCUGCCCGGCAUCAUCGAGGCCUCGCACCUUCAGAUCGGCGUCGUGGCCGCGGGCAUCAUGACCUGCCCCGACUUGAGCGGCCAAAUCGUGCGCAUCGACUCAUACAACUUCCACCAACAGCUGGCCCGCUUCCAAGACCACAAUCAAGUGUAA
Molecule: messenger RNA, 798 nt
Organism: Acanthamoeba castellanii str. Neff
Lineage: Eukaryota; Discosea; Longamoebia; Acanthamoebidae
Product: oxidoreductase, short chain dehydrogenase/reductase superfamily protein
Exons: 2
Coding region: 1-798 (265 amino acids)
Source: RefSeq, a predicted model, not a curated record